Ziziphus jujuba (common jujube) is the source of this 889-nucleotide messenger RNA. Its product is annotated as glutathione gamma-glutamylcysteinyltransferase 1. The transcript is spliced from 3 exons. Gene Ontology annotation, molecular function: metal ion binding; glutathione gamma-glutamylcysteinyltransferase activity. The record is from RefSeq and is a predicted model, not a curated record. Gene Ontology annotation, biological process: phytochelatin biosynthetic process; response to metal ion; detoxification of copper ion. NCBI's taxonomy places the organism in Eukaryota, Viridiplantae, Streptophyta, Magnoliopsida, Rosales, Rhamnaceae. The coding region runs from base 68 to 571 and encodes 167 amino acids.
UAAGCAAUUUUUUUGGCUAAAACUAUAGCUUUCUAAGGUUGAAGCUAAGAUAAAUAACUCCAGAAUAAUGUCGUUUCCUGGUCUUCCCCGCAUAGCCCUUCCCUCUCCUCCGGCGAUUGACUUUGCCUCCAUUGAAGGCAAGCGUCUCUUCACUGAAGCUCUUGGAAAUGGAACCAUGGAAGGUUUUUUCAAGCUUAUCUCAUAUUAUCAGUCCCAAACUGAGAUCAACUAUUGUGGAGUGGGCACCCUUGCCAUGGUUCUCAACACGCUUGCUAUUGAUCCACCCAAAAAAUGGAAAGGGCGUUGGAGUUGGUACGUGGACUCAAUGUUGGAUUGUGGUGAACCCUUUUCAAAUAUUAAAAGUGAAGGGAUCUCAUUUGGCAAUUUUGUAUAUUUGGCUCACUGCAAUGGGGCACAAAUUGAAGCUUUUAGGACAAGUGAAAGCACAGUUGAUGAUUUCCGAAAAUCUGUAAUUUUAUCUACCUGUAAACAGGAUUGUCAUGUAGUCUCGUUAUAUCAUAGAACCGGUUUCAAGCAGGUGUUGUCACUUCACUCAUUCUACUUUUUUUAGCGACUAUUUUUGUUUCUAUUUCCUUCUAUGCUCCACAUAUGUAUUUCGAUAUACGGUGAAACUAUUUUAUCCAGGAUUAUGGACAAAAUAGGUUGAUCUGGACUUUUCCAUCAAGGCCACAUUUGUUAGUCUUUAAAGGUUGAUAUUCGAAUAUAUAUUAGUAAUUUUUUUUUAAUUUAAUCCAUAUAAAAGUUUGAUUUUUUUUUUUUUGAAUUUUGGAAUUUUGUUAAAUUUAUAAUAUUGUCCGUACAAAUAUAUUUUUAAAUUUUAAUGUUUAAAAUAAUCAAAGAAUUGGAAAAGAAGGGUCGAUGAUUUUAC